Molecule: messenger RNA, 1041 nt
Organism: Paramecium sonneborni
Lineage: Eukaryota; Ciliophora; Oligohymenophorea; Peniculida; Parameciidae
Source: the annotation of a GenBank genome assembly
AAAUAAAAGAUGUCUGAAAAAUAAUUGGAUAGUCAAUAUAAAUUACAAGAGUAGGAAACAUAAUCAGGAAAUAAUAUGGAUUUGAAUAGUCCUUAAGGUAGUAGUAGUAAGAAGAAAGCAAGAGCACGUACAGCAUCUGAAAGGACCUUUAGUGCUGCUGAAACCUUAUAUGGUCGACCUAGAAAUACAGGAUCAAUGAUACUAUUGAGAACAGCUGAUUAAUUUAAUAAAAAGGUUAUUCAUGAUGUGAUUAAUCAUUCUCCAUCAAAACAACAAUAUUCAUUUGCUAAAGCUACAAGAUUCUCGAAACCUCGUUCCAGCUAUUGUCAACAAUAAUUUUAUGAUUCAUAGUAUAUUAAUCUUAUUUAUACUAUUAGAAUAAGAACAUCUCUUGGCAAAAGAACAUGCAGUUUCGGAUAUGGUAUAAAAUUUGACUUUGCAAAAUUAACUGAUAAGUAUAUUCCACCCCCUACUGCUUAUACCAUUAAAUCUAAACCUAAACCAGUCACUAAAUUUGGAUAUGGUAGAGAAGAAACUAAGGCAGUGGGUAUUUAUGGAAAUACCAAUAAGAAUCCUGCACCAAAUACAUACAGUUUGAAAGAUACUUUCUCCAAUUUAAAAUUUUCAUUUGGAGAAAGGACUAAAGCCAAACGUAUCUAAUUAUAUAAUUUUAGACAUAUAUUUGGAAUCUACAACACCUUCUCCUUGUGCUUAUAAUAUUGGAGGUAUUAGUAAGACUGGAAAUUAUUUUAAUUCUAAAUAUUCCAGCAAUCGAGCACCAUUGUUCUCUCCAUCUUCUAAUAAAUCUAUUAGAAUCAUUAAAACUCCAGGACCAGGAACUUAUGAUCCUCCAGGAGAUAUUGCUGAUUUUAGAUUAAAAAGCAGUUCAGGUUUCAGUUUUGGAGCUUCAGAAAGGAAAACUAUUUAAAUUCGAAAUAAAGUUUGUAAAUUAAUUAUAUUUCAUCCUUUUAGAUCCUGGUCCUGGAACUUAUUAAUUGCCAUCAGAAUUUGGAGAUAUUGAAUAUCCAGAUUGAUAAUCAU